ACUGAGAGAAUGCUGCCAGCCGUGGCCAAGCUGUGCUGUGGAAUCUCCUACCCACAUCUACGGAGCAUGACAGGGCUGCAGCGAGUGGCGGUUGCUGCACUGGGGCAGGAGAUUGCACACCGGCAUCAAACGGGGCAGAUACCCAUACCAGCCUGGGCCAGUUGUGUGAGAUGGUCUUGGGGGAACAACAGCGAGGAGGUCGAGCGGGGGAAGGGCCAGCGUGACCGGGUUAACAAGACAGACCUGUCCUACCAGCAUCAGGGACAGCAGGCACUGCAGACAGCUCUGGAGAUUGUGCAGGACGCUGAAGGAUGGAGGAUGGAGAUGAGUGAGGAGAGUGGAGAUACCAUCUACAGCAAAGUUCUCCAUGGGAACCGCAAGGUGUUCCGGCUGGAGGCGGAGCUGGAGGCAUCACCUGAGGAGCUGUAUGACAUUUUGUUUGUGAAGGUGGAGGAGAUGCACCAAUGGAACCCCAGCAUCAGACAUAUCAAAAUUCUCAAACAUGUAGGCCAGGAAACCAAGAUCACGCACGAGGUGUCGGCCGAGACGGUGGGCAACCUGAUUGGACAGAGGGACUUCCUGAGCGUCAGACAUUCAUUAAAGAUGCAGAAUUGCAUUUACCUUGGCGGAGCCGCUACCCACUUGGAGUCCUUCCCCCCACAUCCGGAAUUUGUCAGGGCUGAGGAUGGUCCCACGUGCAUUAUCAUCCGGCCUUCACCUAACGGAACAGGAAAAAGCAGAUUUACAUGGCUCCUCAACAUGGACGUGAAGGGCUGGAUUCCCAAAUCCCUGGUGAACCAGGCUCUCCCUCGAGCUCAGGUGGACUUCACUGCACACCUGCGGCGGCGCCUGGCAGCAGGGGGCAAAAAAACGGCAGCUGCUGCUGACACACGCCCCUGACUGCGGACAUGCCGCUGUGCAGAGACUCAUCCCUGUCAAUCAGAACACUCCCUCGGCAGACACCUAUAUGAACAGCAUGAGUGCCCAGACCUAAUGUAGCACCUAAUCCAACACACCUGCCCACGAUUCCCUCACACUCCGAGCGGCUGUGCAUCUGCAUCCGGCAGGAGGGAUUAGGUUGUAGGUUAAUGACCAUCAGUAGCAGGGCUGGAUGCACCUGUGGAUGUGGUUUUAAAUUGAAAACUAAUUUAUAUACAUUUUAAAUGGUAAUCUAAACUUUAAUGUGCUCAUACUAACAUUUCCCCUCAAAACAGAAUACCCUUAUAUUGGGUUGUGAUACAUUACCCAUACUUUCACUAAAGUACAGUCUCUGCUCUUUUAAUUGAGUUAGAUUAUGAUACAGCGAUCAUUUUAUAUAAUGGUAAUCUAAACUUUCAUGUGCUCAUACUAACAUUUCUCCUUAAAGCAGCUCAGCUGAAAACAGUAUAACCCUACAUUGGGUUGUGAUACAUUACCCAUACUUUCACUAAAGUACAGUAUGUGCUCUUUUAAUUGAGUUAGACUGUGAUACAGUACCCUCAAUUUCCCUAAAGUUAAAUCUCUGCUCUUUUAAUUGAGUUAGACUGUGAUACAGUGACCAUUCUUUUACUAUAGUACAGCCUCUACUCUGCUGAUUGAGUUAGAAUGUGAUACAGUGAUUAUACUUUUCCUAUAAUACAGUCUCUGCUCUUCUAAUUGAGUUAGAUUGUGAUACAGUGAACAUACUUUUACUAUAGUGCAGUCUCUGCUCUUUUAAUUGAGUUAGAUUGUGAUAUAGUAUCCAUAAUUCUACUAUUGUACUGUAUCUGCUCUUUUAAUUGAGUUAGAUUGUAAUACAGUGAACAUACUUUUACUAUAGUACAGUCUCUGCUCUUCUAAUUGAGUUAGAUUGUGAUAUAGUAUCUAUACUUCUACUAUAGUACUGUACCUGCUCUUCUAAUUGAGUUAGAUUGUGAUACAGUGAUCAUACUUUUACUAUAGUACAGUCUCUGCUCUUAUAAUUGAGUUAGAUUGUCAUACAGUAAUCAUAUGUUAAUUAUUGUACAGAUUUGGCUCUUAUAAUUGAGUUAGAUUGUGAUACAUUAUCCUAACAUUCACUAUAAUACAGUUUCUCUGAUCUUUCAACUAAGUUAGAUUGUGCUACUGUACUCAAACUUUCACUAUAGUGCAGUUUCUGCUUAUUCAUGAAAACUUGACAGAGUACCCAUACUUUUACUUUAUUAGUGGGUACAAUUUUUUAUUUGAGUUGGAUUGGGGUAUGAUAUCCACAAUUUUACUAUAGUACAGUUUCUGCACUAAACUACUAGUCUAUUAGAGUUACAUUGUGCUAAUACAGGCAUGCAGUUAGCACCGUACGUACUGGUGGGCUACAAGCUUCCAUUUUGUCUAGGUACUUUUGGGGUCAAGGGGACUGCAUAAAAGCAGAACUCAUUCACAUCAUUGAUCCAGUAUUUUUACAUGAUCUCUCGAACAGCCAAUCAAAAUUCAUAUGUUAAUGAUCUCUAAUGCAUAAUAAUCAUCACUGCUCAGCGCCUAUUUGGAGCCAAAGCUGACCAAAAACCUUCGAUUGAGAGCUAUGGCCUAUAAUAAAAGAAUCAAAGUUACAGUGUAAAAUAAUACGACAAAAAAUAAACAAAACAAUACAAAUAAAAACCUUUUAUCAAAA
Messenger RNA from Astyanax mexicanus (Mexican tetra), 2605 nucleotides. RefSeq names its product steroidogenic acute regulatory protein 2 (gene star2). Gene Ontology annotation, molecular function: cholesterol binding; cholesterol transfer activity. Gene Ontology annotation, biological process: steroid biosynthetic process; intracellular cholesterol transport; regulation of steroid biosynthetic process. The transcript has 7 exons. The coding region runs from base 10 to 900 and encodes 296 amino acids. Gene Ontology annotation, cellular component: mitochondrial intermembrane space; mitochondrion. NCBI's taxonomy places the organism in Eukaryota, Metazoa, Chordata, Actinopteri, Characiformes, Acestrorhamphidae. The record is from RefSeq and is a predicted model, not a curated record.